Molecule: messenger RNA, 1703 nt
Organism: Erythranthe guttata (spotted monkey flower)
Lineage: Eukaryota; Viridiplantae; Streptophyta; Magnoliopsida; Lamiales; Phrymaceae
Source: RefSeq, a predicted model, not a curated record
UCUUCUUCUUCUUCUUCUAAUAAGUUCUAAAGCUAAUCAAAGCAUCAACAAUCCUUCUCCAACCCGACCCGACCCGACCCGACCCGAUUGGAACCGACCCAUUUUUGUGAGAUGAAAAACCCGAUUCAUAACAGCAACUAAUUAAGUCAUGCAGAAAGACUUGUCUUCUGAUUGAAGUUUCUUUACAUGAUGGAUUCAGUUACUACAACCCCAAGAAAGAGCAGAUUAGCUCGAACUUUCGCUAAGGUUCGGCACAUACAAGCCGUGAUCAAUGUCCAAAAGACGAAAAUACCCUUCGACAAGAAAAAAACGACGAAAAAAACUCCUCCGGUAGCGAAGAACGACAACGAAAACGAUGCGGUUAUCGAAGAAGCUUUUCUUGCGAAAGUAUUCGCCACCGUAUCCUCGAUCAAAGCCGCGUACGCGGAGAUGCAAUUCGCUCAGCUCCCUUACGACGCCGACGGAAUCCACUCCGCGGAUCAAACGGUCGUAUCGGAGCUCGGAAACUUGUCCGAGUUAAAACAGAGUUACUUCAAGAAACAGUUCGACGAGAUGAUGUUACUAACGCCGGACAAAAGUAUGCUUAUGUCGGAGAUUCAAGAGCAGAAAUCUCUUCUCAAAACUUACGAAAUCACGGCCAAGAAAUUGGAUUCGCAGCUCAAGCUUAAGGACUCCGAGAUCACGUUUCUCGAGGAGAAGUUAGCGGAAGCCGUUAGCGACAACAAAUCGCUCGAGAAGCGGAUAUUGAAAUCGAAAUCGAACUCGCCGAGUGAGAAUGAAAAUAGUUUACGGCACGGCCAUUUUGUUGCGUACUUUCAUCAGGCCAUUAAAUCAAUCCGAAGAUUUGUCCGUUUGUUGGUAAGCGAGAUGCAAUUUUCGGGAUGGGAUUUGGAAGCCGCGGCGGGGUCCAUCGAGCCGGGAGUUUCGUUUUGGAAGCCGAAUCAUAUUUGUUUCGCGUUUGAGUCCUUCGUGUGCAGAGUUAUGUUUGAUGGUUUCAACAACCCUAAUUUCUCCGACGAAAUCGAGUUUAGAAAAAGCCGUCGCCUAUUUAGCGACGGAUUCACGGAGCUGAAAUCCGUAGAGUCGUUUGCAGAAUUUCGUCGCGCCAAGUACUUGAAGCUAAUGCAUCCGAAGAUGGAAGAGUCCCUUUUCGGGAACUUGGAUGUGAGGAAUAGUUUGGUGGGCCCCGGUGGCCCGAUUGAAUUUCCGAAAAGGGCCUUCUUUGCAGCAUUCGGUGACAUGGCGAAGUGCGUGUGGGUCCUACAUUGCCACGCGUGCUCUUUCGAUAGUGAGGUGUCUGUCUUUCGAGUGGAUAAGGGGAGCCGUUUUUCCGAGGUUUAUAUGGAGAGCUUGAGCGAUGAAGCGUUUUUGUCGUCGGAAAUUGAUUACCCUCGCGUGGCUUUUACGGUUGUUCCGGGGUUUAGUGUCGGUGGGACCCUCGUUCAGUGUCAGGUGUACCUGUGCUGAUCUGUUUUAUUAGAUGCUACACUCUGUGAAAUAUAUCGUGUAUAAUAUAUAUUGAGAAUUAUUUUUUUAUGGAUUGUCUAGAUAUUUUAGGACUUCUAUAUAUUGGAUUUUGGAGAGAUCAAUUAUUGUGUUAUAUAUAUUUUUAUUAUUUAUUUUAAUGGUAGUAAUAGGUGUAUAUUGUAGUGAUAUAUAUCAUACAUUAAAUAAAGUUUUUUUAACUAUAUAAUUUGAUGUAC